This is a messenger RNA of Momordica charantia (bitter melon), 1172 nucleotides long. RefSeq names its product putative xyloglucan endotransglucosylase/hydrolase protein 7. NCBI's taxonomy places the organism in Eukaryota, Viridiplantae, Streptophyta, Magnoliopsida, Cucurbitales, Cucurbitaceae. The record is from RefSeq and is a predicted model, not a curated record. Gene Ontology annotation, cellular component: cell wall; apoplast. Gene Ontology annotation, biological process: xyloglucan metabolic process; cell wall biogenesis. Gene Ontology annotation, molecular function: hydrolase activity, hydrolyzing O-glycosyl compounds; xyloglucan:xyloglucosyl transferase activity.
CUCCACAUAUCACAUUGAAAUCUCUUCUUCUCAUAGCUACUGACAGCCAUGGCUUUGAGUAGUAGUUUUAAUGCCAUUGUUUCUGUUUUCUUGUGUGCUGUUGCAUUGUCCAUCGUCGCCGUUUCUGGACGCCCGGCGACUUUUCUUGAGGAUUUUCGGGUCACGUGGGCCGAUAGCCAUGUCAGGCAACUCGAUGGUGGCAGAGGAAUUCAACUUGUUCUCGACCAAUUUUCUGGAUGUGGAUUUGCUUCAAAACGCCAAUACUUGUUCGGAAAAGUGAGCAUGAAGAUUAAACUCGUCCCCGGGGACUCUGCUGGAACAGUCACCGCAUUUUACAUGAACUCGGACACAGACACAAUACGUGACGAAUUGGACUUCGAAUUCUUGGGGAAUAGGAGUGGUCAGCCAUACACAGUUCAAACCAACAUCUACGCCCACGGAAAAGGCGACCGAGAGCAAAGAGUCAACCUUUGGUUCGACCCUGCCGCUGAUUUCCACACCUAUUCAAUCAUGUGGUCCCAUAAGUUAAUCAUAUUUGCGGUGGAUGAUAAUCCCAUAAGGGUUUACAAGAACAACGAAGCAAAAGGGAUCCCAUUUCCAAAGCAACAGCCGAUGGGAGUGUAUUCGACACUGUGGGAAGCCGAUGACUGGGCAACGAGAGGUGGUUUGGAGAAGAUUGAUUGGAAGAAAGCCCCAUUCUACGCUUACUACAAGGAUUUUGACAUCGAAGGGUGCCCAGUGCCGGGGCCAGCCAACUGUGCUUCGAACCCAAACAACUGGUGGGAAGGGCCAGCGUACCAAGCCCUGAGCCCGGCGCAAGCCAAGAGCUACCAAUGGGUCCGAGCCAACCAUAUGAUCUAUGACUAUUGCACCGACAAAUCUCGUUACCCUCAAACCCCACCGGAGUGUGCUGCGGAGAAUCUUUGAAUAUUUUCCUGGUGGAAUUUAUAAUAUAUUUACAGUCAUACGUUUUUUUUUUUUUUUUUUUUAAACUUUGGCAUGCUACAUGUGAUGGUGGUGAUGAAGCUGGCCAUGCAAAACCAAGGGUGUCUUUGUCUUUCGGCUUUUUUACUUUUGGAUGAUGCCUGAUAUAGGCUGUCCACGAAAAUAUAUGCAUCUCUCUAUAUGUUAUAUAUUGCACAUCUAAUGAAGUUAAUGAUUUGAUUCUGAAA